UCGUGCUGCUGCUUCUUCUUCUUCUGCUGCUGCUGCCGCCCGGAGUCCGAGGGGAGAAAAUGGAGGCUCGUUUCUUCUCGCUUAAACACUUUCUCCGUCUUCCUCGCGCCUCGCGGGCUUUUCCCGCCGACACGACGACGCCAUCCAAAUAAAAAAAACAACUUUUCUUUUUUUAAACCGGAAUUCUCGCUGCUUCAUGGCGACCAGCAGCGUUGUGGUUUGGCUGCGCGGCGUCCUCGCCACCGGCUGCAUUUCCUGGAACAAGCUGGAACCCCGAGCCCCGAGGACCCCCGCCACGGAGAGCCUGUAGCAGCCCGCCUUCUUCCAGCUCGCCAUCCUCAUCAUCACAACCAGAGACACGGAGGAGCGACCUCCCGCUUCAUUCUUUGGUGUCAACCAUCUCGAGAAGGACAUUUUGGGGUCAUUUCCUGAGCGUUUUCCCUCCCCCCCCCCACCCCCCUAGAGUAGCCCCGAGGCCAUGAGGCCCAAGACGUUCCCUGCGGCGCCGUACAUGGGCAACACGCGCCAAAGGCUGCAGGAGAUCAAGGAGGGUCUGAAGCAGCCGGCCAAGCUGGUGAGCCAGGCACUGCAAGGCGCCGGCUCUCGGGCCGCCGCCGCCGCCAGAGGCGCCGACUGCAAGAGCGGGAAGGACGCCGCCAGCCGCCAGCAGCAGAUCCGCCCCCCCCAGCUCCGCCCCCCGCAGAAGUUCAACGACUACCAGAAUGCACUGCUGGAGAUCCGCAAGUCCCUCAAGCCCUACGAGGUCAACCGGCAGAUGCUGCAGGAUCUGGUCAACGCCGGCUGUGACCAGGAGAUGGCUGUGCGUGCGCUGAAGCAGACAGGAAGCAGGAACAUCGAAGCGGCCUUGGACUACAUCAGUAAGAUGGGUUACCUCGACCCGCGCAACGAGCUCAUCGUCCGCGUCAUCAAGCAGACGUCCCCGGGAACGGCCGCCAUGCCGAACCCGAUGGACCACCGGCCCCCGUUAGAGGCUCCGGGCGAGGUGGGCGUGAUGCCUCAGUACCACCAGAUGGGGGCUCCCAUGUACGAGGGGGGCGGUGGGUACGGUCCAGAGGGCGAGCUGCCCAGACCUUACAUGAGCGCCCCCGUCAUGAAAUACAUGAUGCCCCCGUCCGGUUCACCUCAGGGCCCCGCCAUGGGAAACCCGAUGGGUCGCCCCCCCAGCAUGGGCUCCUACCCUCCGGGGAUGGCCACCCAGAGCAACCCGGCCGGCCCCAUGUACGGGCCGGGGGCCCAGCAGAAGGGCUACGCCGGCGGCAUGGAGCAGCACGGCCCCAUGAUGAGCUACACCGUCCCUGGCCAGCCGCUGCAGCUCCAGCCUCAGCCACAGGGGGGCCCCGUCCCCGGCCCCCACUACGACUACGGCCACGCCCGGCCGCACAUGAUGGAGCCGGCGGGCUACGGAGUCAAGAGGACCGCCUCCUUCCAGAACAAGAUGGCGCCGUCUAUGGUCCAGAGCGUUCCUGCAGGUGGGGGUUACCCGGCCAACCUGUACCUGCCUCCCCAUUCCCACCCGCGCCAGGCCAGCCCCACCUCCCACCAGGUCCACAUUAUGUCCCGCGGCGCGGCGGCCAUGGGCCCUGACUUCGCCGACAUGCCGCAGGGCCUGAUGACGCCCUCCAGGGCCAGCCUGAACCUGGACCUGUACGAGCACCACUGGGCGGGGCCUCCGGGCGCCGAAGGUGCGCCGCAGGCCAGGCCGCCCCAGGGCCCCUUCCGGGGGGAAGUGCGUGUUCCCAGCAGAACCAACUCCUUCAACAGUCGCUCCGUGGGGCCCGGCGGCGUUCGGCCCGCAAUGACCGCGCCGCCCGCGGUCGGCAAGCAAGACCCCUCCCCGGGCCAACCCAACACCAUCACGGCGGUGACGUCCCCCCCCAUCCAGCAGCCGGUGAAGAGCAUCCGUGUGAUGAGGCCGGAGCCCAAGACGGCCGUGGGACCUUGCCACCCCAGCUGGAUGACGGCGCAGGACUCGGCGGCGCCUCUGACCUACAUGCCGGAGGAGACCUACGCCCAGGAGCCCGCCCAGGAGCCCCGCUGCCCGCCCCCGCCCUACCCCAAGAACCUGCUCAUGGAGGAAGGGGCCGCGGCCAUGUGCGCAGCCCAAGACCUCGGCGCGUCUUCCAGGAGCAGCCCGGGGAGCGCGAAGGCGGAGGAGAGCCAGCAGGUGAAGGAGAAGACGAAGGCGGGCAAAGGAGAGAAGGCGGUGAAGGACAAGAAGCAGAUCCAGACGUCGCCGGUUCCCGUGAGGAAGAACGGUCGCGACGAGGAGAAGAGAGAGUCGCGCAUCAAGACCUACUCGCCCUUCGCCUUCAAGUUCUACAUGGAGCAGCACAUCGAGAAUGUGAUGAAGACCCACCAGCAGAAACUGAACCGCAGGCUGCAGCUGGAGCAGGAGAUGUCCAAGGCCGGCCUGUCCGAAGCCGAGCAGAAGCAGAUGAGGAAGAUGCUGAACCAGAAGGAGUCCAAUUACAACCGGCUACGCCGGGCCAAGAUGGACAAGUCCAUGUUUGUCAAAAUUAAGACGCUGGGCAUCGGGGCCUUCGGCGAGGUGUGCCUCACACGCAAAGUGGACACGGGCGCGCUCUACGCCAUGAAAACGCUGCGCAAGAAAGACGUCCUCAACCGCAACCAGGUGGCCCACGUGAAAGCGGAGCGCGACAUCCUGGCGGAGGCGGACAACGAGUGGGUGGUGCGCCUCUACUACUCCUUCCAGGACCGCGACAGCCUCUACUUCGUCAUGGACUACAUCCCCGGGGGCGACAUGAUGAGCCUGCUCAUCCGGAUGGGCGUCUUCCCCGAGCACCUGGCGCGCUUCUACGUGGCGGAGCUGACGCUCGCCAUCGAGAGCGUCCACAAGAUGGGCUUCAUCCACCGAGACAUCAAGCCCGACAACAUCCUCAUCGACCUGGAUGGGCACAUCAAGCUGACGGACUUCGGCCUGUGCACGGGCUUCCGCUGGACGCACAACUCCAAGUACUACCAGAAAGGGAGCCACGUCAGACAGGACAGCAUGGAGCCCAGCGACUUCUGGGACGACGUGUCCAACUGUCGCUGCGGCGACCGGCUGACGACGAUGGAGCAGAGCGCCAACCGGCAGCACCAGCGCUGCCUGGCCCACUCUCUGGUGGGGACGCCCAACUACAUCGCGCCGGAGGUGCUGCUGCGCAAAGGUUACACCCAGCUGUGUGACUGGUGGAGCGUGGGAGUGAUCCUCUUUGAGAUGCUGGUGGGACAGCCACCCUUCCUGGCCUCCACGCCCACCGAGACUCAGAUCAAGGUCAUCAACUGGGAGAGCACGCUGCAGGUGCCCGCCCAGGUGAAGCUGAGCCCGGAGGCCGUCGACAUCAUCGGCCGCCUCUGCUGCUCGGCGGAGGAUCGCCUGGGCGCCAACGGCGCCGGCGAGAUCAAGGCCCACCCCUUCCUCGCCCAGAUGGACUUCUCCAGCAACCCGCGGCAGCAGCCGGCGCCCUACCGGCCCAAGAUCGCCCACCCGAUGGACACGUCCAACUUCGACCCCGUGGAGGAGGAGGGCGGGCCCGGCGCGUGGAGCAACAGCGGCGACAGCACCCGGGCGCUGGACACGCUCUGCCUGCCGCACGGGAAGCACCCGGAGCACGCCUUCUACGAGUUCACCUUCCGCAGGUUCUUCGACGACAACGGUUGCCCCUUCCGCUACCCGAAGCCGCUGGAGGCAGGCGGGGGGGCGUCGCCGGACGAGGAGGAGGACGGCGGGCCAGACGAAGAGGAGGAGGAGGGGGAACGGGGGGAGGGGUGUGAGCCGGUGUACGUGUAGAGCCGCAGACUGAGCGGCGUGCUUCUAUCACAGGUGUUAGUUGGGAUGGAUUAAUGACCCCCCCUCUCCCCCCCCGCCCCUCCACCACCUUACCUUGUGGAAUCUAUAGCACCUCCACAAACCCCCCCUGAACCGGACCAAGAGAGGAUGGAGCCGAGUGGAGCAUGUUCCAGAGGGGAGGGGGCCAGAUUUAGGAUUCCCUCGUCCCAUUCCUCCCGACCCCCGAGUCUUAAGCAGACGGAACGGCAGGAGGAGGAGCCUCUUCACAGCAAAGACACAUUGCAUGCACACACUCACUCACAGGGGGGGGGGGGGGGCAGCGUCCAUAUUUGUGGCUUCCUUUGUGGCGUAAGAGGUAACAAUUAGCCGCAUAAAAACCAAAGAGCAGCGAAUGACUCUUUCAUUUCCUCAUUUUGUGCUUCGCUGUUACAAACUCGAGGUGAAGACAUUAAAGUGUUACAUGAAGGCACCAUUAAAGACAUCAGAAUGUGCGUCAAAGAGGGAAAACAACAAGGAAAAGUCAAGAGAAGCAGCUGAUUGCAAACAGUGAAUGUUUGUAAUAAAGAUUCUGGUGUCAGUCGGGUAGAAUCGUUCACUGAGCCCGACGUCAGCGACUCUCAAGACCCGCACGAACGAUCCCAUCGACGUUUACUUCUUCAGAACCCGUCGCUUUGUUUCUGAGAAGAGAACCCAGUGAAACAUUAUUUAAAAGAAGAGAAACCGGAGCCUGAACCCCGCCGGGUCGGCUGGUGCUGAGUUGGUUUCUGACCGUUAAGAAUCAAAGCUCCAAGACACACACACACAUACACACACACACACAUACACACACACACACACGCAAUCCACCAAGAUGCACAGUUUUGCAGCUAUUUUGCAAAGAUGAGUUGUAACUGAAGCGGCCUCCUCCUUGUCUUCUGGAGUCAUGAACAAAGUUCUUGUGAUCUUAUGAUUAUGUGCAAUACAAAAAAACAUAACAUUAUAUCUAGUUUUCUAAACAUUUAAUAUUGUUUUUUAAACGUUUUUUUCAUACUGAAAUAUACAAAUAUAUUGGUUCAUUUAUAUAUAUUUCCUGUUUUUUUCUCUCCCAGUUACAACAUGCUGCUUAUUAUUGUGGUUAAUAUUAUUUACAUUAUUAUUAUUAUGUUAUCUGUUUUAUUUCUCUGAGUGUGCGUGGCUUUUUGAAAGUUCUGUGGGUUUUCUAAUUGAAUGUUGGGAGUUUGAGUCGGUGAUGAUGAGGGUGAUGAUGAUGAAGAUGAGUGUUUGCAGAACACGGACGGUUGAGACUCUCUCCCACUCCCCCCGGACCGGGCUGGUCCCAGACCGAGGGGCUAAGGAGGAGGAGGAGGAAGAGGAGGAGGAGGAAGGUCGGCUUGAGAGCGAACAGCUUUCUCUAUUUUACAAAUGGUUCAUUUGUUCAUGUUUGGUACAUUUUCUUUAUUAAUCCGAAAUGACCCAAAGUGUGAGUGUCGCGUCACUUCCUGUCCCCGCAGAAGCUUCUGUGUUCAUCGAGUACCUUCCUGCUUGUUGACAAUCAAUAACUCUGUCCAACUGAUCCAACAGUAUUCUGAGUUUUUUGAAUGAUAUAUAUUUUUAUUUUUUAUUUUGCCUGACGAUGUAUUGAGUUGGUGUUUCUGUAAAUGUGCCUCAGUGUCGCUGUCUCGUUUUCACCGUCGUCUUUGAUCUGUUUUCAUUGUUCCGGCUUUGUUCUUCUAUCAGUUGCUCGUGAUGUAGGAAUUCAGUUCAAUGAUCAAGGCUUCGGUCACACAGGGGUUGAUUAUUUGUCGUGAAGAUUUCAUCAAUUAGUCGUUCUAAUCCUCAUAAGCACCUUUUUUUUAAUGUUUUAUGGGACGAUGUAGGAUUUCGUCGUAGAUCGCUAUAAAAAAACAACACUAUGAAAGAGUUAACACAAUAAACUAGACCGAGAUUAUCGUGAUCGAAAGAACCGACUUUUUGCAUCAGUUCUUAAGAAUGUUCACACAAUAAACAUGUUUAAGUAUUUAUGUAAGUUAAAGUGAUUCCAAUAAGUUAGACGGAUCACAUCGUGAAUCAGAAUCAUUUUUCCAAAGAAUCCUGACAUGAAAUGAGGAGAAAGCCGGCUGAACGCUGCAUGGUUUUUAUAAACAAACUAAUAGAAUGAACACAACGUAUUUCAGGAAAAGUUUAUGUUUCCCCCGUCGCUCAGUAGCGAACCUCAGGUCACGUUUCUGUUUUUAGUAUUCAGGGCAGAGAUUGAGGCGCACUGAGGUGAGGUCACGUUGGGUUGAAAUCACAAGCUUUCAAGGAGAAAGAGAACGACAAUCUACAACUGACUGGAUUUCUGCUCCAGACUCACUUGUUUAUCCUCUUUUUCCUUUUUGUAUUUUUACUGCGAGGAGCUUCUCCUCGGUGUACGAUACAAUUCUGUUGCUAUUGAAUUUAUAUUUAUACAGAUAUACAUAUUUUUUCUAUCUUUAUUUUCCCCACAUGUGCUAGAAAAACAACCGUGUCCACGCAGUAUUAUAGAUGGUGUCAUGUGGACAGCUGUCUCUAUUACAUUUAUGAAUGAACUGAGAAUUUGUGUAAAAUGCUUUCACAGUCCUUGUGUGUGAAAUGUAUGUAUAAAUUAAAUUAACCAACUUGG
Pungitius pungitius (ninespine stickleback) is the source of this 6434-nucleotide messenger RNA. RefSeq names its product large tumor suppressor kinase 2 (gene lats2). Gene Ontology annotation, molecular function: protein binding; protein serine/threonine kinase activity; ATP binding. The coding region runs from base 479 to 3814 and encodes 1111 amino acids. Lineage: Eukaryota; Metazoa; Chordata; Actinopteri; Perciformes; Gasterosteidae. Gene Ontology annotation, cellular component: spindle pole; nucleus. The transcript has 9 exons. The record is from RefSeq and is a predicted model, not a curated record. Gene Ontology annotation, biological process: regulation of organ growth; peptidyl-serine phosphorylation; G1/S transition of mitotic cell cycle.